GUGGGUUGAGGCUCGAAAACGUUCAAUUCUGUGACCCACCGAUACGGGCUACCUGGCAUUUACACAAAAAUGUCAAUACUAUUAUAUUGAAACAUAAAAUGACUGUCGGCAAUCGUGAAUUUGGGGGAACUGUAACCAAAAAUGAAAAUUUAUCUUCAAAAUUGAACCGCUUGGUACGUAACAAUAGCCAAUCAGAAGAUGACUAACAAAAAAGGUAGGCUCAGCUGCUAAGAGCUCAGCCAAUCAAAAACUCCCUUCUAUGCAGUUUGUCCAAUGUAAAUAGUAAACAAACUUGCAAGUAUGGCGUUGUCGACGGAUACAAGUACAUCUAAUGAUGAAAUUGAGCCUCUUAUAGGGCUAUUUUGUGCUAUGCAUGUGGUUAAAAGCAAAAGUAAGGUUGUGCCAUUUAGUGAAACUAGCCUUAAAAAAAUUAAGGAGUGUGCAAAGCUGUGGAAAUCUACAAACAAGAGUCCGCAGUAUGAGGUUGCUGUCGAGGCUUUCGAGACGUACUUCAAAGACGAAGAGGAUCUGGGGGAUGGCAGUGCCAGUCCAAGCAGUAAGCCUAGGCCUAGUCAAGAAUUGGCUAAAUCUGUUCGAAGGAAACGCCGGGGUACCCCAGGGUACCAUCGCGAAUGCUACAGGAACUUCUGUAAUUUAACAGAUAUUAAAAGAGCAAUCAACAAAAAGAGAAAAAUACAAGAGGAAUCCACAAAAUCAAGUGGUAUGGAAAUUGAAGGUCCACAGAUUGUUAAACCAAAGCCAAACUGAAUUCUUCGUUCUACGACAUCCGAAAGCAGAAAUCAACAAGUAGAAGUACUUCCUCGCCGAAGUCAUGUUCUGCCGGCGCAAUGCAUCAUUUGUAAAAGGAUGCAGUAUAUUAAAGGUUCAAGAUGAAGGCAGAUGUUCUUGUCUCGGCGUGGUGUUUGGUGCACCCACAAGUCGAUGCAUGCACAGUGGCAAACCCUGUCUCUACAAAAGAGAUUCAUGAUGACGACAAAGAAUUUGUUGUAGAACAUUAUUGUAAUUGCAUUUGACUGAAUUACUAUAAUAAUGAAGGUUUGAAUAUUACAUUAUAUCGUUUGCACAACACUAAAAAUGUUAUACAUGUACUAAAAGUUUUCUUAAUGGCCAUAUGAAGCAUUAACAUUACAUUAUGGUCCAUUUCACUUAUUUUAUAGAAUUUUUCAUAGAAAUGUGUGUAAAUCAGUUAAUACUGCAUUUUUUCAUCUGCAUUUCAUUUUCAUACUGGAAUUUAAUAAAAUUUGAUUCUUAAAAAUUUGUAAAUCAUUCAAUUUUAGGUUAAUUCGAGUUAUAACUGAUUUGUAAAUAAA
Messenger RNA from Anneissia japonica, 1331 nucleotides. RefSeq lists its product as uncharacterized. The transcript is spliced from 4 exons. Lineage: Eukaryota; Metazoa; Echinodermata; Crinoidea; Comatulida; Comatulidae. The record is from RefSeq and is a predicted model, not a curated record. Bases 301 to 768 code for a protein of 155 amino acids.